This is a messenger RNA of Pungitius pungitius (ninespine stickleback), 1008 nucleotides long. RefSeq names its product PI-PLC X domain-containing protein 1 (gene plcxd1.2). Bases 40 to 1008 code for a protein of 322 amino acids. Gene Ontology annotation, biological process: lipid metabolic process. The record is from RefSeq and is a predicted model, not a curated record. Gene Ontology annotation, molecular function: phosphoric diester hydrolase activity. The transcript has 6 exons. Lineage: Eukaryota; Metazoa; Chordata; Actinopteri; Perciformes; Gasterosteidae.
UGGGAUCUUGUGCUCGGACCCGGUCCCCGUGAGUCGGACAUGGACCCCCGCGGUGAGGACUGGAUGUCCGGUCUACCGGAGGAGCUGUGGGACGUCCCGCUCACCGACCUGGCCAUCCCGGGAAGCCACGACGCCAUGAGCUACUGCCUGGACGUCGGCUCGCCGCUGGUCCCGUCCGAGUCGGGCGCCUUCCGCCUGCUGGACCGCCUCUUCUCCUGCAUCACCAGACCCUUCAUCUUCAAGUGGGCCACGACGCAGGACAAGAGCAUCGAGGAGCAGCUCUCGAUGGGGAUUCGAUUCUUCGAUCUCCGCGUGGCACACAAACCCAGCGACCCGUCCAGCGACCUGUACUUCACGCACGUCAUAUACACGCAUGCCGCCGUGUUGGAAACGCUGGCGUCCGUCGCCGUCUGGCUGAAGUCUCACCCGAAGGAGGUCGUCAUUCUGGCCUGCAGCCAUUUCGAGGGAAUCGACGACAAACUCCACCAGUCGUUUAUUGUGUCCCUUAAGAAGCUGUUUGGAUCGAAACUCUGCCCCAAGAAGGAAGCCGUCCUCACCCUGCGGAGCCUGUGGACGUCGGGCUUCCAGGUCCUCCUGUCCUACGACUCCCAGGCUGCAGCCCGGCACGCGGAGCUGUGGCCCCCCCUCCCCUACUGGUGGGCCAACCAGCGCACGGCGCAGGGGGUCACCAGCUACCUGGACUGGAACAAAGACCUGGGACGUCCAGAGGGCUUCUUCGUCUCCGGCCUGAACCUGACGGCCGACCGGCUCUACAUCGCCGAGAACCCAAAGCAGUCCCUGCGGACGCUGAGCGUCGGUAACUGGGAGGCUCUGAGGACGUGGCUGCAGGAGCAGGAGCCGGGGCCCGGCCCCAGGAGCCUGAACAUCAUCGCGGGGGACUUCGUGGGUCCGUUGCCCCUGUGCUCCACGGUCAUCGCGCUGAACAAGAAGCUGCUGAACAAGAGGGGUCACAGAGAGACACAGAGCCACCAUGGAGGGACCCGCUAG